CACUUCGUCCCAUACACGUGGAAGAUCUCUCUGCUGCUCAAGGAAUGCGAAGUGGUGACCGUCAGCAAUCAGCAUAACUGGAGGACUUGCAGCUCCACGAACCAGGAGAACAACCACGCGGCCUUCUGCGGCGACCUGCUGGACGUGUCCUUCGACCUGCCGUUCGUCGACUUCCGCCCGACGGUCAUUCCGCUGAAGAUCUGGAUCCAGGGCGAGGCCGUCGACAUGAGCCUGUACCUGCCCGAGGUGAACACGUCGCGGCCGCUGCCGCUGUCGCUGGACAAGAACAUGAAGCUGGUUCCGUGCCGGCUAAAAGCGUCCAAGUGGAGGAGAAAGUGCGUCAAAUCCCAGGGCUGGGUGGAGUGCUGGUCGGUGCCGAUAGUGGCGCUGAGCGUGCGCUACAACUACCACCCCAUCGCGCCGCUCGGGCCCGAGCCCCAAGCGGACAUAACGACGCCAGAGAAAGAGGAAAUCCUGCUCUCCCCCAUGAGAAUACCCCGCUGAAUGAGGAAACAGCCGCCCAUCAACUGGACGAUGGACGCAACGCCUUCUGACCGCACGUCGCUGCCGCCCGACAAGGUGAGCGUGGAGCUGGAAGUGGGACCCUCCAUCCUGCUCGCCUACGGCACCAUCAUCACCAGCUUCAUGAACCUGUUGGAGAACAUCUUCGGCGAGGACCAGACCUUCACGGACAUGCAGAAGACGCCCAACUUGGAGACGUACUUCUGGUCCAGCGAGAACACUCCUGCCGGACCGGAGCAGCAUCAACCAGCACGGAGACAUAUCCCCUUAGAUAACACGAGUGAUUCCAGUAAAGACGCCUUCGACCCGCGGCGGUAUCGACCUUUGGACGUGACCGUAUCGAUAAUAAUCCACGACAUUCAGGCGCAUUUAGUAAAGAAUUAGAAUGAAAAAUGAACUUCCGCCCCCAUUAUACCUAUUGAGAGGUUCGGCUUCGAAAUGGACAAGAGGCCUCAAGGAGAUCAAGAUGCAACUCCUUCGAGCCCCUCCAUAUUAGGUCCCGGCGAAUAAUCUAUCGCGAACCAACCCGAAUAACUCGGGAGCUCUAUAUCAGGCCAUCUCAUGCUCUCGUCUUUCCAGUUACGGGCCACGGGUUCUUUAGCGACAAUGAAUCUGUCUGUCGAAGAAGAUACUGUAGAGUACGCGUGGAUGAUGGAACCGCAACUGGGCCAGUUGACCGGCCGUUUAACACUUCCACAGCUCUACCAGAUCGUGUCAUCUCUGGAGACCUUUCUACUCCUCAUCUGUGAUAGUGAAAAUGAAUUAAUUCCGCCUAACUCCACCAAACAGUGCCACCACGGCACGAACAGUAACAUCUGUCCGGAAACGGACGUGGCGCUGAAGUACCGGUGCCCGACCGCGAACGAGAUCAAAUACAAGAUGAUCCGAGUGGCGAUAGAUUUGAUAGUGAACAUCUAUAUCGCGGACACGAACACGACACUUCAAACCUGGAUUUCUCCAGUGAGGCUGAGUGUGUGCAACUUGCACGGGGCCGGGUUCGGAAAACGGGGUCACGGAGCUGCUGCCGAACAUCAAGCUGGCUCUGUUCACGCAGACCAACAUGCAGACCAGCUCGCACCACGCUCCUCCAACGGCAGCAACAGCAGCCAGAGCAAGCUGCCCGAGAGCGAGAACUGGGUCGGCGUCGGAUCCAUUUCUCUAGGCCCGGUUUUACUCGAAGCGGCUUCGUCGUUACCGCAAAGUCCGAGGAAUCUACACUUGGUGCAACAAAAAUUCUUAGCAAAACUCCACGACGAUAAAACUAAACGGCUAUGGUUCAUGUGGCCAAAUGAGGGCAAGUCCGCCUUGCCAGGCGGCUGCAUGGGCGGCUGUGCAUUCUUCGGUUCCAACAGGAACGGAGCCAACUUCUUAAAACCGAAUCCUUCAGAUCUCCAGGACGGCAUCAAUGUAGCGAUGUUUAAUAUCAUAGAGACGACGGCCGGCGAGUACGGCUACGGGCAGAGCCUGCUGCACCCCGGCCAGCUCGUGUUCCACACGCCACCGCCCUACGACAGCCUCAACGUGUGCCUGCAGCCCUCCAACACCUCCACGCUCAUCCCGUACGCCGCUUUGCCAUGGAAAGCAGCGUCUCUGAUUCCAAAGUUGGCUCUAAGCUACAACACGGUGAAAGACAACACUAAUCUAAACAAGAAAUGCCUUCGCGAAGCGUCGCGAGUGUCAGAGUCUCACUACUCUCUGAACUCGCACCCGGCGCCGCACGAGGAAGCCGUACCUCUGGAAGUGCAGAGAACGAUGUCGAUCACGAGCGAGAACCACUCAGGAAGCUUUCUUCCCGCGGACGAGGACAUGUUUCCGAGCCGAUCUUCGGGAGCCUCAAGCAUUCCCUUCGGCAGCCGGCACAGCAAUCCUGAAGACAAAAGCUCGUUCGGCAUCAACGACAUCACGAACGAGAAGUGGAUCGGAACUCCAUGCCCCGGUCGGAGGGCGCGGACGGGCCGGACACGAUGAGCAACCUGAGCACGGGCGCGCAGCCCGACUCCGGAGAGCGGCUCCGUCUCCUCCACCUCCUUCAUCUCCGCCAUCUCCUCGCAGGAGGACAUGACGCUGGUCAACCUGCACAUGCAGACCAACAAGCCCAUCGUGGACUCCCCUCUGCUGAUGGCCAGCUACAUGCAAAACCUCCCUCAGUACAAAUGCACCAACUGGGGCACGUGCUCCCUCCCGAGCGGAACGGAUGUCUUCACAUUACCGUUGUUCAAGCGCGCGGACGAUGGCUCAUUGAUAUAUGUAGGCCAGAAAUAUUUGCCCAAGUUCGAGCCGUGCGGGAAAAAUCAUAUCAUGAAAUUAGUGUCGAAGAAGGAUGGCCACAUCGAGCCAGACUCAGCCGGGCCUUUCUCGAACUUGACUCCGCACUUCAACAACCAGAUCAAGGCCCACCCGUACCCGCAGGGCUGGUGGGACUUGCAGCAGAACAUGGACAACCAGGAGAACAAGGAGCAAAGCACCUCUUCAACGGCGACCACUACCAGUGAUAGUAAAAGUGGUCUGUCUGUUAAGCUGCGAGGGGAGAUCGAUAUCAUGCUCACUCCUCUAGUCCUCGAGAGCACUCAGAGAUUUGUCGAAUCCCUCACCCCGGUCCUCGCUAACAUACAUCCCAUAACCGUUAUAAACCAUCUUCGGCUCCUGUGCAUCUCAUCGGUGCAGAGCGCGAACAUCUUGAAACAGAAGCAGUACGCUUCCAACUGGCUUCCGUACAUGCAAUCUCGCAACCAGUCUAACAUAGCUAUGGACAAGGACGACAAAUGUAAACUGGCUACUAUACCCCACUCGAACGUCUACGAGGAGACAAUUUGUGAUCAGCUCCAAGCCACAGUGACCGUCCCGAAGGUGAACGUGAUCUUCAUUCAGUCCUCGGUGGUGGAGGACAUGAUCUCGUUCUCGGCGUUGGACAACAUCCAGGACUUGACGUGCGUUCUGUUCGGCGUGUCGGUGGAGAACAUCACCGCCAAAUACGUCAGCUCGAAGAAGACGCUCGAGUCCGUGCAGCUGUACUACCGACCGACUCUGCGGGCACUGGGAGUAAGAAGAGCUUCGGCAUAAUGAAGGGGCUGGGCGGGCGCGCGCUCAUCUCCGCGCAGGGCAGCGGCCGCGAAGAAGCGCGGCCCCGAGCGCGGCGACCCUGUCUACAUCGAGACCUCGCAGCAGCAGUGCGAGGACACCACCAUCACGCUCAAUGUUGGCAAAGUGCACGGGCAGUUGCGGCGCAUCCGCACGGACCCGGCGCAGCUGAAGGACGCCACCAUCACGGGCAUCCCGAGCCAGCACUCCAAGGUGGCCUUCAAGUUCGUCAAGGUGGACCCCGCCGCCAAGGCGUGCGAGGCGGCUUGCUGCCAGAACGGCGCGAGCGACGCGCAGAAGGAGAACGCCAUCGGCUACAUCAUGUUCGAGUGCGGGCCUCGAAGGCAUCACCCUCAAGGUCUGUUUAUUUACAUUAUGAGAGUAAUGCUAAUGCGGGAUUUCAUGUCCCGGACAAGGAGCGGCGGGCGCCGCGCGCGUCCGGCCUCGAGGACCUGUUCCGCAAGCGCGACUCCGGCUCCAAGCCCGGCACGCCCAACCUCGGCGCCGCCGCCGCCGCCGCGCAGCCGUCCCAGCCCCAGCCCCAGCCCCAGCCAGAGCCGUCGACGCCGGGCGCGGAGCAGCCGGCGACAGCGGGGCGCGAGGCGCGGGCGCGGGCGCGGCGCGGAGGCGGGCAGCAGCUCGGCGUGCGGCGUGGACCUCAAGCUCGCGUGGUUCAACUUCGCCGCGCCGCCGCGCACGCCCAUCACCAAGAAGAUCGACUACACCAGACUGGACUGGAACCUGCUGAGCACGGCGUCGCCGGCCAUCAACGCGUGGAUGAACCCGUGCAACCGGCUCGGCAUCCGCGUGGUGGCGCUGUACCGCGCGCACGCGCGCCGCCUCACCGCCACCGCCGCCAGCCUCAUGGCCGCCGCGCUCGACCUGGCCCCCCACCACACGCUGCCCAAGAGCCGCUACGGGCGACACACGCCCAUGGGCAAGCAGCUGCGCGAGGAGCCGUCGCUGCAGCUGUGCUGCGUGCUGCUGCGGUACGCGCUGCAGGCCGACGCCGCCGCCGUGCAGGCCGACCUGGCCGAGCGCCACCUGCCCAAGCUCUCCACCCUGCGCCAGGGCGUGAUAGUCCUCAGCCGACAGUGGAAGAACAUCUUGUACACGCCAUUACUACUCGAACACAACUACAAGAGCAAAGUCAUGAAGCCGCUCAACGUCACCUUCGCUCUACCGGACCUCAUCGAGGACUCGGUGGAGGGUGGCAGGAGUACACGGUGGACAACGAGGUGCUGGACGAGAACUGCCUGCUGCUCAACCUCGACACCGACAAGAUCGAGGUGCCCGCGGGCGCGGGCGCGGGCGCGGGCGCGGGCGCGGGCGCGGGCGGCGGCGCGAGCCCGCGGCCGCACUCCUUCCCCUCGUCCACGCCGCCCUCCGCGCGCGCGGCGGGCGGGCGCGGCAGCCUGGCCUUCCCGUCGCUGCCCUUCUCCACGCGCAAGCCCGCCUUCCACGACGACGCCAUCGCUAGUGAAUUACGGCACGCUGAAGGAGGAGUUCCCGGCGGUGGGGUCCAACCCGUCGCUGUACUCGCCGCGCGGCUCCGACGAGAACCUGCGCAGCGACCGCGCGCGCGAGGACCUCUAUCAGUGGAUGGCCAAACAGGAGCCCAUCAAAGUGGAAUCCAAAACCAAGAAGCCGAUGAUUCCGGCGUCGAAGAUGAACCCGCGCGCGAUGGCGGCGGCGCUGCCCGCCUGCAGCCUGUACCCGCUGCAGGGCUCGCUCAUGCUGCUGGACGCGCACCUCGUGUUCCAGCCGCUGCUGGCCGCGCUGGGCGUGUGUCCGCACCAGGUGGCGCAAGCCUGUACCCGCUGCAGGGCUCGCUCAUGCUGCUGGACGCGCACCUCGUGUUCCAGCCGCUGCUGGCCGCGCUGGGCGUGUGUCCGCACCAGGUGGCGCAAGGUACGUGGGCGCUCCCUCCCGCCUGCAGCCUGCAGCCUGUACCCGCUGCAGGGCUCGCUCAUGCUGCUGGACGCGCACCUCGUGUUCCAGCCGCUGCUGGCCGCGCUGGGCGUGUGUCCGCACCAGGUGGCGCAAGGUACGUGGGCGCUCCUCCCGCCUGCAGCCUGCAGCCUGUACCCGCUGCAGGGCUCGCUCAUGCUGCUGGACGCGCACCUCGUGUUCCAGCCGCUGCUGGCCGCGCUGGGCGUGUGUCCGCACCAGGUGGCGCAAGGUACGUGGGCGCUCCUCCCGCCUGCAGCCUGCAGCCUGUACCCGCUGCAGGGCUCGCUCAUGCUGCUGGACGCGCACCUCGUGUUCCAGCCGCUGCUGGCCGCGCUGGGCGUGUGUCCGCACCAGGUGGCGCAAGGUACGUGGGCGCUCCCUCCCGCCUGCAGCCUGCAGCCUGUACCCGCUGCAGGGCUCGCUCAUGCUGCUGGACGCGCACCUCGUGUUCCAGCCGCUGCUGGCCGCGCUGGGCGUGUCCGCACCAGGUGGCGCAAGGUACGUGGGCGCUCCCUCCCGCCUGCAGCCUGCAGCCUGUACCCGCUGCAGGGCUCGCUCAUGCUGCUGGACGCGCACCUCGUGUUCCAGCCGCUGCUGGCCGCGCUGGGCGUGUGUCCGCACCAGGUGGCGCAAGGUACGUGGGCGCUCCCUCCCGCCUGCAGCCUGCAGCCUGUACCCGCUGCAGGGCUCGCUCAUGCUGCUGGACGCGCACCUCGUGUUCCAGCCGCUGCUGGCCGCGCUGGGCGUGUGUCCGCACCAGGUGGCGCAAGGUACGUGGGCGCUCCCUCCCGCCUGCAGCCUGCAGCCUGUACCCGCUGCAGGGCUCGCUCAUGCUGCUGGACGCGCACCUCGUGUUCCAGCCGCUGCUGGCCGCGCUGGGCGUGUGUCCGCACCAGGUGGCGCAAGGUACGUGGGCGCUCCCUCCCGCCUGCAGCCUGCAGCCUGUACCCGCUGCAGGGCUCGCUCAUGCUGCUGGACGCGCACCUCGUGUUCCAGCCGCUGCUGGCCGCGCUGGGCGUGUGUCCGCACCAGGUGGCGCAAGCCUGCAGCCUGUACCCGCUGCAGGGCUCGCUCAUGCUGCUGGACGCGCACCUCGUGUUCCAGCCGCUGCUGGCCGCGCUGGGCGUGUGUCCGCACCAGGUGGCGCAAGCCUGCAGCCUGUACCCGCUGCAGGGCUCGCUCAUGCUGCUGGACGCGCACCUCGUGUUCCAGCCGCUGCUGGCCGCGCUGGGCGUGUGUCCGCACCAGGUGGCGCAAGGUACGUGGGCGCUCCUCCCGCCUGCAGCCUGCAGCCUGUACCCGCUGCAGGGCUCGCUCAUGCUGCUGGACGCGCACCUCGUGUUCCAGCCGCUGCUGGCCGCGCUGGGCGUGUGUCCGCACCAGGUGGCGCAAGGUACGUGGGCGCUCCCUCCCGCCUGCAGCCUGCAGCCUGUACCCGCUGCAGGGCUCGCUCAUGCUGCUGGACGCGCACCUCGUGUUCCAGCCGCUGCUGGCCGCGCUGGGCGUGUGUCCGCACCAGGUGGCGCAAGGUACGUGGGCGCUCCCUCCCGCCUGCAGCCUGCAGCCUGUACCCGCUGCAGGGCUCGCUCAUGCUGCUGGACGCGCACCUCGUGUUCCAGCCGCUGCUGGCCGCGCUGGGCGUGUGUCCGCACCAGGUGGCGCAAGGUACGUGGGCGCUCCCUCCCGCCUGCAGCCUGCAGCCUGUACCCGCUGCAGGGCUCGCUCAUGCUGCUGGACGCGCACCUCGUGUUCCAGCCGCUGCUGGCCGCGCUGGGCGUGUGUCCGCACCAGGUGGCGCAAGGUACGUGGGCGCUCCUCCCGCCUGCAGCCUGCAGCCUGUACCCGCUGCAGGGCUCGCUCAUGCUGCUGGACGCGCACCUCGUGUUCCAGCCGCUGCUGGCCGCGCUGGGCGUGUGUCCGCACCAGGUGGCGCAAGGUACGUGGGCGCUCCCUCCCGCCUGCAGCCUGCAGCCUGUACCCGCUGCAGGGCUCGCUCAUGCUGCUGGACGCGCACCUCGUGUUCCAGCCGCUGCUGGCCGCGCUGGGCGUGUGUCCGCACCAGGUGGCGCAAGGUACGUGGGCGCUCCCUCCCGCCUGCAGCCUGCAGCCUGUACCCGCUGCAGGGCUCGCUCAUGCUGCUGGACGCGCACCUCGUGUUCCAGCCGCUGCUGGCCGCGCUGGGCGUGUGUCCGCACCAGGUGGCGCAAGGUACGUGGGCGCUCCCUCCCGCCUGCAGCCUGCAGCCUGUACCCGCUGCAGGGCUCGCUCAUGCUGCUGGACGCGCACCUCGUGUUCCAGCCGCUGCUGGCCGCGCUGGGCGUGUGUCCGCACCAGGUGGCGCAAGGUACGUGGGCGCUCCCUCCCGCCUGCAGCCUGCAGCCUGUACCCGCUGCAGGGCUCGCUCAUGCUGCUGGACGCGCACCUCGUGUUCCAGCCGCUGCUGGCCGCGCUGGGCGUGUGUCCGCACCAGGUGGCGCAAGGUACGUGGGCGCUCCCUCCCGCCUGCAGCCUGCAGCCUGUACCCGCUGCAGGGCUCGCUCAUGCUGCUGGACGCGCACCUCGUGUUCCAGCCGCUGCUGGCCGCGCUGGGCGUGUGUCCGCACCAGGUGGCGCAAGGUACGUGGGCGCUCCCUCCCGCCUGCAGCCUGCAGCCUGUACCCGCUGCAGGGCUCGCUCAUGCUGCUGGACGCGCACCUCGUGUUCCAGCCGCUGCUGGCCGCGCUGGGCGUGUCCGCACCAGGUGGCGCAAGGUACGUGGGCGCUCCCUCCCGCCUGCAGCCUGCAGCCUGUACCCGCUGCAGGGCUCGCUCAUGCUGCUGGACGCGCACCUCGUGUUCCAGCCGCUGCUGGCCGCGCUGGGCGUGUGUCCGCACCAGGUGGCGCAAGGUACGUGGGCGCUCCCUCCCGCCUGCAGCCUGCAGCCUGUACCCGCUGCAGGGCUCGCUCAUGCUGCUGGACGCGCACCUCGUGUUCCAGCCGCUGCUGGCCGCGCUGGGCGUGUGUCCGCACCAGGUGGCGCAAGGUACGUGGGCGCUCCCUCCCGCCUGCAGCCUGCAGCCUGUACCCGCUGCAGGGCUCGCUCAUGCUGCUGGACGCGCACCUCGUGUUCCAGCCGCUGCUGGCCGCGCUGGGCGUGUGUCCGCACCAGGUGGCGCAAGGUACGUGGGCGCUCCCUCCCGCCUGCAGCCUGCAGCCUGUACCCGCUGCAGGGCUCGCUCAUGCUGCUGGACGCGCACCUCGUGUUCCAGCCGCUGCUGGCCGCGCUGGGCGUGUGUCCGCACCAGGUGGCGCAAGGUACGUGGGCGCUCCCUCCCGCCUGCAGCCUGCAGCCUGUACCCGCUGCAGGGCUCGCUCAUGCUGCUGGACGCGCACCUCGUGUUCCAGCCGCUGCUGGCCGCGCUGGGCGUGUGUCCGCACCAGGUGGCGCAAGGUACGUGGGCGCUCCUCCCGCCUGCAGCCUGCAGCCUGUACCCGCUGCAGGGCUCGCUCAUGCUGCUGGACGCGCACCUCGUGUUCCAGCCGCUGCUGGCCGCGCUGGGCGUGUGUCCGCACCAGGUGGCGCAAGCCUGCAGCCUGUACCCGCUGCAGGGCUCGCUCAUGCUGCUGGACGCGCACCUCGUGUUCCAGCCGCUGCUGGCCGCGCUGGGCGUGUGUCCGCACCAGGUGGCGCAAGGUACGUGGGCGCUCCUCCCGCCUGCAGCCUGCAGCCUGUACCCGCUGCAGGGCUCGCUCAUGCUGCUGGACGCGCACCUCGUGUUCCAGCCGCUGCUGGCCGCGCUGGGCGUGUGUCCGCACCAGGUGGCGCAAGCCUGCAGCCUGUACCCGCUGCAGGGCUCGCUCAUGCUGCUGGACGCGCACCUCGUGUUCCAGCCGCUGCUGGCCGCGCUGGGCGUGUGUCCGCACCAGGUGGCGCAAGGUACGUGGGCGCUCCUCCCGCCUGCAGCCUGCAGCCUGUACCCGCUGCAGGGCUCGCUCAUGCUGCUGGACGCGCACCUCGUGUUCCAGCCGCUGCUGGCCGCGCUGGGCGUGUGUCCGCACCAGGUGGCGCAAGCCUGCAGCCUGUACCCGCUGCAGGGCUCGCUCAUGCUGCUGGACGCGCACCUCGUGUUCCAGCCGCUGCUGGCCGCGCUGGGCGUGUGUCCGCACCAGGUGGCGCAAGCCUGCAGCCUGUACCCGCUGCAGGGCUCGCUCAUGCUGCUGGACGCGCACCUCGUGUUCCAGCCGCUGCUGGCCGCGCUGGGCGUGUGUCCGCACCAGGUGGCGCAAGGUACGUGGGCGCUCCUCCCGCCUGCAGCCUGCAGCCUGUACCCGCUGCAGGGCUCGCUCAUGCUGCUGGACGCGCACCUCGUGUUCCAGCCGCUGCUGGCCGCGCUGGGCGUGUGUCCGCACCAGGGCUCGCUCAUGCUGCUGGACGCGCACCUCGUGUUCCAGCCGCUGCUGGCCGCGCUGGGCGUGUGUCCGCACCAGGUGGCGCAAGGUACGUGGGCGCUCCUCCCGCCUGCAGCCUGCAGCCUGUACCCGCUGCAGGGCUCGCUCAUGCUGCUGGACGCGCACCUCGUGUUCCAGCCGCUGCUGGCCGCGCUGGGCGUGUGUCCGCACCAGGUGGCGCAAGGUACGUGGGCGCUCCUCCCGCCUGCAGCCUGCAGCCUGUACCCGCUGCAGGGCUCGCUCAUGCUGCUGGACGCGCACCUCGUGUUCCAGCCGCUGCUGGCCGCGCUGGGCGUGUGUCCGCACCAGGUGGCGCAAGGUACGUGGGCGCUCCCUCCCGCCUGCAGCCUGCAGCCUGUACCCGCUGCAGGGCUCGCUCAUGCUGCUGGACGCGCACCUCGUGUUCCAGCCGCUGCUGGCCGCGCUGGGCGUGUGUCCGCACCAGGUGGCGCAAGGUACGUGGGCGCUCCCUCCCGCCUGCAGCCUGCAGCCUGUACCCGCUGCAGGGCUCGCUCAUGCUGCUGGACGCGCACCUCGUGUUCCAGCCGCUGCUGGCCGCGCUGGGCGUGUGUCCGCACCAGGUGGCGCAAGGUACGUGGGCGCUCCCUCCCGCCUGCAGCCUGCAGCCUGUACCCGCUGCAGGGCUCGCUCAUGCUGCUGGACGCGCACCUCGUGUUCCAGCCGCUGCUGGCCGCGCUGGGCGUGUGUCCGCACCAGGUGGCGCAAGGUACGUGGGCGCUCCCUCCCGCCUGCAGCCUGCAGCCUGUACCCGCUGCAGGGCUCGCUCAUGCUGCUGGACGCGCACCUCGUGUUCCAGCCGCUGCUGGCCGCGCUGGGCGUGUGUCCGCACCAGGUGGCGCAAGGUACGUGGGCGCUCCCUCCCGCCUGCAGCCUGCAGCCUGUACCCGCUGCAGGGCUCGCUCAUGCUGCUGGACGCGCACCUCGUGUUCCAGCCGCUGCUGGCCGCGCUGGGCGUGUGUCCGCACCAGGUGGCGCAAGGUACGUGGGCGCUCCCUCCCGCCUGCAGCCUGCAGCCUGUACCCGCUGCAGGGCUCGCUCAUGCUGCUGGACGCGCACCUCGUGUUCCAGCCGCUGCUGGCCGCGCUGGGCGUGUGUCCGCACCAGGUGGCGCAAGGUACGUGGGCGCUCCUCCCGCCUGCAGCCUGCAGCCUGUACCCGCUGCAGGGCUCGCUCAUGCUGCUGGACGCGCACCUCGUGUUCCAGCCGCUGCUGGCCGCGCUGGGCGUGUGUCCGCACCAGGUGGCGCAAGGUACGUGGGCGCUCCUCCCGCCUGCAGCCUGCAGCCUGUACCCGCUGCAGGGCUCGCUCAUGCUGCUGGACGCGCACCUCGUGUUCCAGCCGCUGCUGGCCGCGCUGGGCGUGUGUCCGCACCAGGUGGCGCAAGCCUGCAGCCUGUACCCGCUGCAGGGCUCGCUCAUGCUGCUGGACGCGCACCUCGUGUUCCAGCCGCUGCUGGCCGCGCUGGGCGUGUGUCCGCACCAGGUGGCGCAAGGUACGUGGGCGCUCCUCCCGCCUGCAGCCUGCAGCCUGUACCCGCUGCAGGGCUCGCUCAUGCUGCUGGACGCGCACCUCGUGUUCCAGCCGCUGCUGGCCGCGCUGGGCGUGUGUCCGCACCAGGUGGCGCAAGGUACGUGGGCGCUCCUCCCGCCUGCAGCCUGCAGCCUGUACCCGCUGCAGGGCUCGCUCAUGCUGCUGGACGCGCACCUCGUGUUCCAGCCGCUGCUGGCCGCGCUGGGCGUGUGUCCGCACCAGGUGGCGCAAGCCUGCAGCCUGUACCCGCUGCAGGGCUCGCUCAUGCUGCUGGACGCGCACCUCGUGUUCCAGCCGCUGCUGGCCGCGCUGGGCGUGUGUCCGCACCAGGUGGCGCAAGGUACGUGGGCGCUCCUCCCGCCUGCAGCCUGCAGCCUGUACCCGCUGCAGGGCUCGCUCAUGCUGCUGGACGCGCACCUCGUGUUCCAGCCGCUGCUGGCCGCGCUGGGCGUGUGUCCGCACCAGGUGGCGCAAGGUACGUGGGCGCUCCUCCCGCCUGCAGCCUGCAGCCUGUACCCGCUGCAGGGCUCGCUCAUGCUGCUGGACGCGCACCUCGUGUUCCAGCCGCUGCUGGCCGCGCUGGGCGUGUGUCCGCACCAGGUGGCGCAAGGUACGUGGGCGCUCCUCCCGCCUGCAGCCUGCAGCCUGUACCCGCUGCAGGGCUCGCUCAUGCUGCUGGACGCGCACCUCGUGUUCCAGCCGCUGCUGGCCGCGCUGGGCGUGUGUCCGCACCAGGUGGCGCAAGGUACGUGGGCGCUCCCUCCCGCCUGCAGCCUGCAGCCUGUACCCGCUGCAGGGCUCGCUCAUGCUGCUGGACGCGCACCUCGUGUUCCAGCCGCUGCUGGCCGCGCUGGGCGUGUGUCCGCACCAGGUGGCGCAAGGUACGUGGGCGCUCCCUCCCGCCUGCAGCCUGCAGCCUGUACCCGCUGCAGGGCUCGCUCAUGCUGCUGGACGCGCACCUCGUGUUCCAGCCGCUGCUGGCCGCGCUGGGCGUGUGUCCGCACCAGGUGGCGCAAGGUACGUGGGCGCUCCCUCCCGCCUGCAGCCUGCAGCCUGUACCCGCUGCAGGGCUCGCUCAUGCUGCUGGACGCGCACCUCGUGUUCCAGCCGCUGCUGGCCGCGCUGGGCGUGUGUCCGCACCAGGUGGCGCAAGGUACGUGGGCGCUCCUCCCGCCUGCAGCCUGCAGCCUGUACCCGCUGCAGGGCUCGCUCAUGCUGCUGGACGCGCACCUCGUGUUCCAGCCGCUGCUGGCCGCGCUGGGCGUGUGUCCGCACCAGGGCUCGCUCAUGCUGCUGGACGCGCACCUCGUGUUCCAGCCGCUGCUGGCCGCGCUGGGCGUGUGUCCGCACCAGGUGGCGCAAGGUACGUGGGCGCUCCUCCUCCCGCCUGCAGCCUGCAGCCUGUACCCGCUGCAGGGCUCGCUCAUGCUGCUGGACGCGCACCUCGUGUUCCAGCCGCUGCUGGCCGCGCUGGGCGUGUGUCCGCACCAGGUGGCGCAAGCCUGCAGCCUGUACCCGCUGCAGGGCUCGCUCAUGCUGCUGGACGCGCACCUCGUGUUCCAGCCGCUGCUGGCCGCGCUGGGCGUGUGUCCGCACCAGGUGGCGCAAGGUACGUGGGCGCUCCUCCCGCCUGCAGCCUGCAGCCUGUACCCGCUGCAGGGCUCGCUCAUGCUGCUGGACGCGCACCUCGUGUUCCAGCCGCUGCUGGCCGCGCUGGGCGUGUGUCCGCACCAGGUGGCGCAAGCCUGCAGCCUGUACCCGCUGCAGGGCUCGCUCAUGCUGCUGGACGCGCACCUCGUGUUCCAGCCGCUGCUGGCCGCGCUGGGCGUGUGUCCGCACCAGGUGGCGCAAGGUACGUGGGCGCUCCCUCCCGCCUGCAGCCUGCAGCCUGUACCCGCUGCAGGGCUCGCUCAUGCUGCUGGACGCGCACCUCGUGUUCCAGCCGCUGCUGGCCGCGCUGGGCGUGUGUCCGCACCAGGUGGCGCAAGGUACGUGGGCGCUCCCUCCCGCCUGCAGCCUGCAGCCUGUACCCGCUGCAGGGCUCGCUCAUGCUGCUGGACGCGCACCUCGUGUUCCAGCCGCUGCUGGCCGCGCUGGGCGUGUGUCCGCACCAGGUGGCGCAAGGUACGUGGGCGCUCCCUCCCGCCUGCAGCCUGCAGCCUGUACCCGCUGCAGGGCUCGCUCAUGCUGCUGGACGCGCACCUCGUGUUCCAGCCGCUGCUGGCCGCGCUGGGCGUGUGUCCGCACCAGGUGGCGCAAGGCGAAUCAAAGAACAAGUCCGGCACAGAAGGGUCGAGCGCGUCCCCGGCGCUGGAGUCGCUGGGCUCCAAGCUGUCGCUGGGCGGCAUCAUCGACGUGUUCCGCAUCGACAUCGUCGUCAGCGACCUCAAGCCGCGCCGCCACCCGCCCAAAGGGAAAGGCCAGCCUUCGCACAUUGACAUUCCCUCGGAGACACCAGCAUUCCUGUGCGAAAAGGUUUCCAUUGACGUGGAUCUGAAGAAAGUGGCCGACAUGGCGGUGGACGACCUCAUACAGCGACAGAACGUGCUCUACAUCUCCAGGGGGCAGCUCAAGAAACAUAUCAGCACGAUGCUCAACUUCAACAUCAGCGUUCGUUUUAUAUCACAGCAGGUGAACAUGCCUUUGCUGCGGUUGCUGCACCAGGUCAGCAACAUGUACCAGAACGUGAAGGACACGCAGACCGAGCUGCGCACGCAGACCAAGAUCGGCCACCGCCAGAGCAAGCACGCCGCCGACUCGGACACGUCAGUUUCAGACUUCCGCGAGAACCUGGUGAGCGUGUCGUCGCUGGACAAGGAGAGCCAGUACGCGGCGCUCGACCCCAAGUGGGAGCCGCGCACGCCCACGCCCGCGCCCCUCGCCGCCGCGCCGGGGCAGAAGGCCGCCGGCGCCAAGACCCGCCCGCAGAGCUUCGCGCAGAAGCUCAGGUCCACCGGGAAAAGCGUCAAGGGAAAACUCGGCUACAGCUCGCUGAACGAGGGCGCGCACACGCCGCACUCGGCGCGGGAGCUGGACGCCGAGGUGCGUCCGCGGCGGCCGCCCGCGCUGCCGGGCCUGGCGCCGCUGUCGGCGCUGUCCUCGCUGCCGCCGCUGGCCGCGCUGCCCCCGCUAGCCGCGCUGCCCCCGCUGCCCCCGCUGCCCCCGCUGCCGGACGACGGCUCGCUGGCGCCGCGCUGCUGGCGCACCGUCUACUCGCUGCUCAGCCUCUACGCCGACAUGCCGGACGCGCACACCAUUACGCACAGGUUCUCUGUGACGACGGAGCUGCCCGAGCAGUACCGCACCGGCCGGCCCGCGCGGCCCAGCUCGCGCGAGCAGAACACCAGCAACUCCUCCUCCAGCGGCGGCCCCAUGGGCAUCGUCGUCAUGGGAGUCGCCAGGAUUCAUCGAACCCGACUCCUCGCUUCGCUGUCGGGCUUGAAGCUGGAAGCGGAGAUCACUUCCUUGCACGCGUCGUUGCAAGCGUCCCGCGCGCGCCAGUGGUCGCUCACGGGCGUGGUGGGCCGCAGCAUGAUCGUGCUGCUGGAAGGCGUCGCCCCAAACCAUCAGACGGUGGUGCGCGUGUCGGUGGGCAAGUCGCAGGCGCUGUACUCGUGGGAGGCGGGGCGCGGCGGCGAGGGCGCGGCGGCGCUGGUGACGGUGGGCGGCGUGCGCGUGGACCUGCCGCAGCACCCCGUGGCGCUGCACGGCGUCAUGACGCGCUCCAGCCGCCAGCUCUCCUCCACCUUACAGGAGCUGGGCGUGACGCGCACCGCGUCGCGCAUGUCGCGAGGAGCGGAAGCGGAGGAGGAGGCGGGCGCGGGGGCGGGAGCGGGCAGCCCGGGGCCCGCGCCCGCGCCGGCGCCCCGGCCGCGCCCCGCGCCGCUGCUGCCCGCGCCGCAGGUGCAGUUCAAAGUGGGCCUGCAGAGCCUCAGCAUCACGGCGGCGCUGCUGCCGUCGCUGCAGGCGCAGUACAAGAUGGAGCACGUGCAGAGCUCGGGCGUGACGGGCCGCAAGGCGCACUUCACCGUCGACCUGCCGCAGCACUCGCUCAGCUUCGUCACCAAACUGCAGGUAUCAGAGGCGAACAUUCCGUCCUCAGCUAUCGUGGCGCUGCCGGCCGCGCACGUGGCUGCUCGCGUAUUAGAAGAUGCACCAAAUGGACAGGAAGCGCCGGAGGCGGCGGCUGGCGUGGUGCUGCGCGCCGGCCGCUACCUGUUCGCCACGGCCGACAUCGGCCUGUUCGAGCACACGCUCUCCACCGACCUGCUCAACCACCUAGUCUUCGUGCAGAAGGUCUUCAUGAAGGAGGUGAACGAGGUGGUGCAGAAGGUGUACGGCGGCGAGAAGCCGGUGCCGCUGUGGAACGAGGAGGAGGCCGCCACCUCCGCGCUCAACAGGAUACUCUUCUCCUUGCUCAUCAGGAUCAAGCGGAUCCAGCUGACGGCGACUACCCCGAGUAACUCUGCGGUACGAUUGGAGACGGGCGCUGUGGAGUUCGAGCUGUCCAACCGCGUGCAGAACGUGCAGCCCGCCGAGCCGCACUCGCUCCGGCUCUUCGCCCGCGCUCAGGUGGACCUGAACCUGAGCCUGGGGCAGCUGAUCCGCAACGCCAUGUUCGAGGAGGCGGAGCCCGAGUUCCAGCAGUACGCCUUCUUCAACACCCGGAUAGCGAUGCGCAACGCGUUCCAAGACGAGAUGGUGAGCGUGGGCGCGGAGGAAGGCGAGAAGGAGGUGGUGCUGAUCACGCUGGUGCGGCCGCUCGUGUACAUCCAGCCCGUGGCCGUGGACCGCGCCAUCCUCGUCUGGCUCAACUACAAGAACGCCUACGAGUACUGGAACGAGAAGCGCCUCAACCUCAACAAGGAGGUGCUCGCCGCCACGCAGCAGGUCUUCGAGAAGGUCCAACUAACAUCUCAGAUAGCAUCCCCGCACGUCAGCACGCUGUUCCUGCAGCUCAACGUCGACGACAUCGGGAUCUGCAUCCCGCUCAACCAACCCCCCGUGGCGACGUGGGGGCGGGGCGUGUACGAGUGCGAGUCGCGCGGCGCCGUGGUGGUGACGCUGGAGAGCACCAGCAUCUCCGCCUGCUCCUCCGGCUCGCUCGUCAGCAAGGGUCGCUUCGUGGGGCUGUGCCUGCGGUUCGCGGACGACUUCGAGACGUCCCUGGACGACUGGAAGCCGGACCCCGACCAGAGCGCCAUCAACGUGUGCUGUGUCUCCGAGGGCACUUAUGAAGUGUGCAGCCGCACCACCGCCGCCAAACACAACGAGAACGCGAAGUGGUUCCUGAACGUGUCGUGGCAGAUGGAGGGCGUGGACAUCCACCUGGACGUGAACGUGGGCAAGCAGCUCUCCGCGCUCGGGCACACGCUCACCAUGCUCACAGGUUUCGAAGAAGAGGAUCCUCUCAAAAUGGACUAUGAGAGCGAUUUGGACGACGAAGCAGAUAAUAGCAAAGAUUCACAGGAGAGCAUAAUCCUGCGGCGGAAGUACACGGACCACCUGCCGGCGUUCGUGUUCGACAACACGAUCGACGCCAAGAAGCGCUCCAAGCUGAUCGAGAAGGAGAUGAACGAGCAGGCCAAGAUCAUCAACGACUUGCGCACCCUGGGCGCCAGCCACUCCACCAUCGAGCACGAGAUGAAGCGCCUGCACGACCUCGAGGCGCUCGUCUUCAAGGACUUCCGCCGGGACAUGAUCCAGAAGCUGCGGCGGCAGAGCGUGCGCGCCAGCACCAUCACCAAGGGCAAGCUCGGGCUCGGCUCCAACCGCUCGCGCUCCUUCGUGGCUCCAGACCCGCCCAUGGACUUCCUCGAGAUGGAUGAACCAAAUCUAAUAACGGGCAACGUGGGCGACUCCGGGGAGACUCUCCUGCUGGGCGACGAGGAUAACCGCUUAGCCGAUAUCAUCGAAGGGGGCAGCUGGAGCUCCAUGGAAAGCGAGCCACUCACAGGUCCAUCGCGCUCAGCAUCGCUACGAGGUCACACGAGCAGCGGCGCGCGCUCCGUGACGUUCCAGCCGCCGCCGGUGCAGCGCCAGAGCUCGCUGCCCGCGCAGCCCGACCACUGGCCGCAGGCGGACGAGCACAGGGACCCCGUGCAGCUGCGCCGCAGGGACGGAGUGGGGAUGUCGGAGGCGGCGAGCUCGGAGGGCAAGAGCAGCAAGGCGAAGACGGCGGAGCCCAACAUCGACUUCGAGCUGGACGUGAAGGUGCACAUCAACAGCGGCAAGUGCGUGCUGCACACCAAGGAGCCCUCCCGCGACGACGACCUCAAGAUCGGCGGGUCGCGCAUGCGCGUGGGGCGCUCGGCGUCGGGCGGGCUGGGCUCCGCGCCCGCCUCGCCCGGCGUCUCCCGCCGCCGCCUGCCGCCCGCGCCCGACACCACCGUGUUCCGCGUGCCCGGCCUGCACCUCAAGGUACCCUCCGCUACAGCUGCAGCUGCCCUAGCUCGCCCGCCGCCCGCGCCCGACACCACCGUGUUCCGCGUGCCCGGCCUGCACCUCAAGGUACCCUCCGCUACAGCUGCAGCUGCCCUAGGUUACACCUGCACUACCCGAGUGUUACAGCUCGCCCGCCGCCCGCGCCCGACACCACCGUGUUCCGCGUGCCCGGCCUGCACCUCAAGCUCGCCCGCCGCCCGCGCCCGACACCACCGUGUUCCGCGUGCCCGGCCUGCACCUCAAGGUACCCUCCGCUACAGCUGCAGCUGCCCUAGGUUACACCUGCACUACCCGAGUGUUACAGCUCGCCCGCCGCCCGCGCCCGACACCACCGUGUUCCGCGUGCCCGGCCUGCACCUCAAGGUACCCUCCGCUACAGCUGCAGCUGCCCUAGCUCGCCCGCCGCCCGCGCCCGACACCACCGUGUUCCGCGUGCCCGGCCUGCACCUCAAGGUACCCUCCGCUACAGCUGCAGCUGCCCUAGGUUACACCUGCACUACCCGAGUGUUACAGCUCGCCCGCCGCCCGCGCCCGACACCACCGUGUUCCGCGUGCCCGGCCUGCACCUCAAGCUCGCCCGCCGCCCGCGCCCGACACCACCGUGUUCCGCGUGCCCGGCCUGCACCUCAAGGUACCCUCCGCUACAGCUGCAGCUGCCCUAGGUUACACCUGCACUACCCGAGUGUUACAGCUCGCCCGCCGCCCGCGCCCGACACCACCGUGUUCCGCGUGCCCGGCCUGCACCUCAAGGUACCCUCCGCUACAGCUGCAGCUGCCCUAGCUCGCCCGCCGCCCGCGCCCGACACCACCGUGUUCCGCGUGCCCGGCCUGCACCUCAAGGUACCCUCCGCUACAGCUGCAGCUGCCCUAGGUUACACCUGCACUACCCGAGUGUUACAGCUCGCCCGCCGCCCGCGCCCGACACCACCGUGUUCCGCGUGCCCGGCCUGCACCUCAAGCUCGCCCGCCGCCCGCGCCCGACACCACCGUGUUCCGCGUGCCCGGCCUGCACCUCAAGGUACCCUCCGCUACAGCUGCAGCUGCCCUAGGUUACACCUGCACUACCCGAGUGUUACAGCUCGCCCGCCGCCCGCGCCCGACACCACCGUGUUCCGCGUGCCCGGCCUGCACCUCAAGGUACCCUCCGCUACAGCUGCAGCUGCCCUAGGUUACACCUGCACUACCCGAGUGUUACAGCUCGCCCGCCGCCCGCGCCCGACACCACCGUGUUCCGCGUGCCCGGCCUGCACCUCAAGCUCGCCCGCCGCCCGCGCCCGACACCACCGUGUUCCGCGUGCCCGGCCUGCACCUCAAGGUACCCUCCGCUACAGCUGCAGCUGCCCUAGGUUACACCUGCACUACCCGAGUGUUACAGCUCGCCCGCCGCCCGCGCCCGACACCACCGUGUUCCGCGUGCCCGGCCUGCACCUCAAGGUCCACUACGAGUCGAAGACGCUCCCCGAGGACCCGGCGUCCCCGCUGGGGGGCGUCGCGCCGCCGCCGCCGAGCGCGCCCUCGACGGGGCCGCGCAAGGGCAGCAAGAAGGCGGCGCUGUUCGCCUGGAUCACCGUGCAGAGCAUCCCCGAGGAGACCGUCAUCAGCCCGCACAUCCUCGAGUUCCUGGAGCAGACGCUCGAGCCCAUCCCCACCAAGGCCUCCUUCACCGCGCCCACUCCCGAGACGGAGACGGGCGAGCGGUCGCAGUCGGCGGAGGGCGCGUCGUACGGGCAGUACGUGUACGCGUCCUUCCCCGUGGACGUGAUCGUGCAGUUCCACAUGCAGCCCUCCACGUUCCGCUUCUCGUGCCUGCCCGCCUCGCGCGUCGAGUGCCUGCUGCAGCUGCCCUCGCUCAGGAUCGUCUUCAGCUCCAAGCGCGCCGUGGAUGAGGCGGACCUGCCGGCGGUCGCGAUGGGAGGGCUGAGCGUGACGGGCUGCCUGGCUGACUUCUCGGUGUACAUCUUCCACCCCUACGGCGGCAAGAAGUCCAGCCUGAAGGAGCCGCAGUGGUCGCCGCUGUCCGACACCGAGCGCAAGGACUCGCUCAGCAUCAACGUGGAGUUCGUCAAGUUCCACCUCUCCCGCUCCAGGAAGCUGGACUUCCAGACGGAGCAGGACCAGUCCAAGGCCACUGUCAGGUUUUCAACGAUCGUGGACGUGGGGUCCGCGUGGUUCAAGUACGACAUGCGGCGGCUCGGGGAGAUCCUCGCCUUCCCCAAGGCGUGGUACCGCCGCACCAUCGUGCGCAGGAUGUUCCUCGGGGACCUCAACGUCGAGGCCAGGCCGGCAAGUAACAACGUCCCGAUAUCUCCUGUACUACCACAAAGAGAGAAGAAGACUUUAGACAUACAAAAAGCCAAAGACGCCGGGACGCCGGCGGGCGGCGCGGCGUGGGAGACGCUGGUGCUGUUCGCCGUCAACUUCAACAAGCUCAACGUGCACAUGAACAUGGGCAACGUCAUGGGGAACGUCAGUUGGCAGAGCCGCGACUUCAACUGCACGGGGCGGCUGAGCAUCGGCAGCACGGGGCACCGCAACAUGCUGGUGGGCGUGGCGCUGGCCGGCUCCGCGCUCGACGCGCGCGGCGGCAUCGUGGGCGGCGCCAUCUCCAUAGCCGACAUACACACCUACGUGCACAUAGAGGAGGAGCCGGGCUGCAACCCGGGGCACACGUGCGGCGUGCGGCUGGCGGCGCUGGAGCUGCGGCUCGAGUACAUGGGCACGUCGGUGCUGCUGGCGCGCGUGUCCGCGCUGCAGUGCCAGCUCCGCGACGAGUGGCUGUGGCGCGGCCCGCAGCCGCCCCGGCAGGCGCCGCACACGCACAGGCCGGCGAUCAUCCUGACGCACGGCACGCUGUCGUGGCAGCAGCUGCAGCUGCUGAUGAGCCGCAGCACCACGCCCGACCUGCUCAAGAUGCAGUACAAGCUGGAGGAGUUCUUCACGCAGCAGUUCAACUCCUCGCGCCGCGUGCUGUCCGCGCUGCAUCCCUACCCGGCCAGGCGGCAGCAGGCGGCGGCCCCCGGGGCGCCCCCCGGAGCCCGGCGGCGGCGGGGGCGGGGGCGGGGGCGGGGGCGGACGGGCAGCCCCCGCUGGAGCUGCGCCACCACCGCCACUGGCAGGACGUGCUGCGCGCCGCCGCCGGCCUGCGCGCCAAGCUGCCCGCCGACGGUAACCACUGCCAAACUCCAAACACGCCUGACCUGUCCGCUUAUCAGACGAACGGUCCUCGGCGGCACGAUGGAGCUGCACGGCGCCAACGUCUCGCUGGCCUGUUUCCACGGCAACAGCUUCAAGGCCAAGUCCUGGGCGCUGUUCAGCCUCAAGGACCCCUGCAUCAGCUUCGCGACCGAAGCCCAGCAGAUUCCUAACGAUGACGGCGAGCUGGAGGUGAGCGUGACGCAGUCGCUGACGGCGUCGCUGGGCGGCAGCGCGGGCGCGGGCGCGAGCGGCCACCAGUCCGUGGGCACGGUGUGCCGCAUGACGCGCGCGCUGCUCUUCCCGCCGCAGUUCAAGACGCUCCGCGAGUGGUUCACCUACGCCUUCGCUAGCAGUGAGAUAGACGCGAUCGAGUUGUUCCCGUCGCUGGAGCUGGCCCGCGAGCGCGAGGCGGCCGCGAGCGGUGGUGGUGGCGCAGGCAACACGAACAGCGCCGAGCGCGAGCGCGAGCGCAAGCAGCCGGCGGCGGGGGCGGCGGCGGCGCAGCACCAGCGCGAGGUGAUCUUCGCGCUGCCCGCGCUGCAGCUGCACCUCCGCACCAAGCACCGCCAGAGCCCCGCGCCGCCCACCGACCAGGACUCGAAGCCGGUGGUGGAGUGCAGCUUCAUCACGGAGUUCGAGGACCACAUCUUCGUGUCGGUGGACGCCGAGGCCUUCCUCUUCCUGCACGACCUCAUCUCCUCCUACAUCAAGGAGAAGGACCGCGUCACGCCGGGCACGGGCACGCGCGCGGCGUGGGGCGAGGUGGCCGGCCCGCGUGCGCCCGCGCAGGACUACCGCGACUACCACUGUCUCACCUGGCACCUCGAGCCCACCGUGCGGUGCGUAUACCUGUCUCCCUCGCACUCGCUCCGGGCACGGGCACCCCACCGUGCGGUGCGUAUACCUGUCUCCCUCGCACUCGCUCCGGGCACGGGCACGCGCGCGGCGUGGGGCGAGGUGGCCGGCCCGCGUGCGCCCGCGCAGGACUACCGCGACUACCACUGUCUCACCUGGCACCUCGAGCCCACCGUGCGGUGCGUAUACCUGUCUCCCUCGCACUCGCUCCGGGCACGGGCACGCGCGCGGCGUGGGGCGAGGUGGCCGGCCCGCGUGCGCCCGCGCAGGACUACCGCGACUACCACUGUCUCACCUGGCACCUCGAGCCCACCGUGCGGUGCGUAUACCUGUCUCCCUCGCACUCGCUCCGGGCACGGGCACGCGCGCGGCGUGGGGCGAGGUGGCCGGCCCGCGUGCGCCCGCGCAGGACUACCGCGACUACCACUGUCUCACCUGGCACCUCGAGCCCACCGUGCGGUGCGUAUACCUGUCUCCCUCGCACUCGCUCCGGGCACGGGCACGCGCGCGGCGUGGGGCGAGGUGGCCGGCCCGCGUGCGCCCGCGCAGGACUACCGCGACUACCACUGUCUCACCUGGCACCUCGAGCCCACCGUGCGGUGCGUAUACCUGUCUCCCUCGCACUCGCUCCGGGCACGGGCACGCGCGCGGCGUGGGGCGAGGUGGCCGGCCCGCGCGCCCGCGCAGGACUACCGCGACUACCACUGUCUCACCUGGCACCUCGAGCCCACCGUGCGGUGCGUAUACCUGUCUCCCUCGCACUCGCUCCGGGCACGGGCACGCGCGCGGCGUGGGGCGAGGUGGCCGGCCCGCGUGCGCCCGCGCAGGACUACCGCGACUACCACUGUCUCACCUGGCACCUCGAGCCCACCGUGCGGUGCGUAUACCUGUCUCCCUCGCACUCGCUCCGGGCACGGGCACGCGCGCGGCGUGGGGCGAGGUGGCCGGCCCGCGCGCGCCCGCGCAGGACUACCGCGACUACCACUGUCUCACCUGGCACCUCGAGCCCACCGUGCGGUGCGUAUACCUGUCUCCCUCGCACUCGCUCCGGGCACGGGCACGCGCGCGGCGUGGGGCGAGGUGGCCGGCCCGCGCGCGCCCGCGCAGGACUACCGCGACUACCACUGUCUCACCUGGCACCUCGAGCCCACCGUGCGGUGCGUAUACCCGUCUCCCUCGCACUCGCUCCGGGCACGGGCACGCGCGCGGCGUGGGGCGAGGUGGCCGGCCCGCGCGCGCCCGCGCAGGACUACCGCGACUACCACUGUCUCACCUGGCACCUCGAGCCCACCGUGCGGUGCGUAUACCUGUCUCCCUCGCACUCGCUCCGGGCACGGGCACGCGCGCGGCGUGGGGCGAGGUGGCCGGCCCGCGCGCGCCCGCGCAGGACUACCGCGACUACCACUGUCUCACCUGGCACCUCGAGCCCACCGUGCGGUGCGUAUACCCGUCUCCCUCGCACUCGCUCCGGGCACGGGCACGCGCGCGGCGUGGGGCGAGGUGGCCGGCCCGCGCGCGCCCGCGCAGGACUACCGCGACUACCACUGUCUCACCUGGCACCUCGAGCCCACCGUGCGGCUGCUGUCGUGGGGCGGCAAGUCCAUCGAGCCGUACGGCGUGGACUACAUCCUGCAGAAGCUGGGGUUCUCGCACGCGCGCACCACCAUCCCCAAGUGGCUGCAGCGCGGCGCGCUCGACCCGCUGGACAAGCUGCUGGCGCUCGCGCUGCUGCGCCUCGUGGCGCUCCUACCGCACAAGCCGCCUCCACCUCCACCCUAGCCCUGCCGCGACUGUCACCGCUAGUGGCCCUCCCCCUCCCCCUCCCCCGCCCCGUGCACGCGCAACUCGCCACCUAAGUGCGUUUUCACAUUAUCCGAUCCGAUAUCGGAUGUCGGAAGGAUUUCAAAGGAAAAAAUCAAAGAUGGCGGCGUAAAUAUAUGGGAUAUCGGUCCGUCAUCCGAUAUCGGAUCGGACAAUGUGAAAACGCACUAACGACGACGUCAUAAUGUUCUAACCGAUGGCUUCAUUCAACUGCUCUAGACAAAGUGCUUGAUCUCGCUUUAAAAAUAAAGAGCGAAUUAAGCCUACGACGCGCUCAAGGUUCGAUCAAAUACUUGAAACUAGGUACUUUCUUGAUAGAAAAUAGCAUGAUGCAAAAUAAAAAUGCAAGCAACGAUCGGCAUAAUUUAAUAUAUACAUAACAAACCUCACGGGUUUGUAUUGAAAUCAGACUUGACCUUAUAUCUACCUACAUAUAAACAGACAUUUCAAUACGAGUAUCAGUAUAGCUAGAAAUUAGGAUAAAGAAGAUCAAACUAAUAUGAGAUCCAAUUGAGAUUUAGAGAAUGAAUAUUUUUGUUUCUUUCAAGGAAGAAUGUGGACAUUAUAGGCAGGAGUACACAAUAAAAGUUUUAUUAUAAAACUCGAUGGCAUGGCGAUGGCAUGACAAAUAAUGAAAAUAAUCAUGAGUAUAAAAGGUUGCAAUACCUACGUUUAUAUUUCUGAUUGUGCAGGACUCACGGCUAGUACGAAUCAAUCGACAAAAUAUGCUUUAAAUAGAUAACAUUCUGUGUUCACACGGUUAUGAACACAACAUUAUAAUUAUACAUUUAAUAUUAUUGAAUACGGCGGUGUAAUCUUUCAAAUAUAUCGAUAUUAUCUAGAAUUGAUUUUAAUGUUAAGUACAAUUUGAUCCUUGAUAUAAUUAGUCGAAAUCGUCCAUGUCUAACUUAAAUUUCCUUAUUAUUAUUAUUCCAAAGAUAUUAUUAUGUAUAAUCGUUUGAAUAUUUUUGUCUGUGUAUUUAGUUUUUAAUUUAGUGAACGGUGCAAACACUUUACUGCUUUAAUCCUCAAGUUAAGAUGGGUGUUGAAUAUGUCAGUACGGGACAACGGUGUUUACGGUGUAGGCAUAGCAUUAUCACUCUACUGGAAACCCACCCCGUGGAGAAGUACAGACGGUUUGGCGCUACAACGCUAGCCGCGUGGUGGCUGGCUGGCUGCUGAAGCGGGUAGCAGGCGGUUCUGGAGUAGUGACGGCGCAUUUUAGUUUGUUGUUAAGUAAAUGAGGUUAUAUGGGUUAUACAAAGACUGGGACAAACACUUGUAGGGGUUUCUCAUACUAUUGCUCUAUUUCGGAAAAAAAAAUAAACUACUUACUAGUAGGUAUGUCACUCUUAUCCCAUGCGAACUUAUGUGUAGUAUCGUCCAGGAAGAUAAAUUAAAGUGUGCCGCAAAAUGCAGAUAAUCGUUCCAACUACUGUAAAAUGCUUUAAUGUUCGAUGAGUCGGACCGUAUUAUUGUUUUAACUGAAGAAUUGGAUUUAGUAUAAAAGUGACAUUAGUGUGUUCAGUGGAGUCACUGCCUCUCGGCGCGUAGGUACUCGUAGAAGGCGCCAGCAAUAAUAGUUAGUUGUAGAUAGUGUGCACUGUGCACUGUGAGCGUCCAGCGUACGGUGCACGGCACGGGGGCUCGGCUCUGCGGGGCUCGUCGGUAACACUGGCGUCGUUGUGUCUGCAGGAGCCAUGCUCGUGCCUGCCAUCAGUGCUCUUCAUAUUGGCGAAUCGAAGACGCUCAUAGUCAAUAAUUUAUAACAUUCACAAAAAGUCUUUCGGUAAAUCUCCCUAGAAAAAGAUACAAAUUCUACUUCAUUGUCCGAAUGACCACCCACCUCUAGUAUUUUAUAAGAUUUAUUUAAAAAAAUAUAAAAUAUUUAACCAACAAACUAAAAUAAUGAUCAGAUGAUGACCAAUCCCAGUGUAGUGAAAGGUGGUACAGAUACAGGUGGUGUUCCAGUAGUGGUGUAAUUGUCUGUACAUUCGAGCAUUGCUAGCCAGUGUUACCGACGACCGACGAUCUGUAGGUAAAUUCGCGAAAGCGGCAGCUCUGUAUAAAUUUGUAUAUUAUGUUAAUGUGUAAGUAGGUCGAAGUUUCUUAUAUGUACUGAUUAUAUUUUUAUUAUGGAACUGGUAACUUUGUACAUAAUGUGAUACGAAUAAAUUAUUAGAAACA
Molecule: messenger RNA, 26034 nt
Organism: Leguminivora glycinivorella
Lineage: Eukaryota; Metazoa; Arthropoda; Insecta; Lepidoptera; Tortricidae
Gene: tweek
Biological process (GO): synaptic vesicle endocytosis
Source: RefSeq, a predicted model, not a curated record